GAGUUUCAUCAUCCUUCAGCUUAAUGUUCUGAGAUCUUCCCGAAACGCCCUAUGGAUAUCACUCCAUGAGAUAAGGAGAAUAGAUCGGAACUGCUUGCGGUGUCUUAAGAUGAGUGCAUUAUGUCAUCGACGACUUGUGGUCCGUGGAAGGAACCGACGUAUCGCCGACAUCUUCCAAAUUUUGCACAUAUAUGGAACAACUCUCACCACGCCGGUGAAUCGACAAUACGAUAUCGACUGUCUUGAGUAGACUAGACCAUGAGACAGACAUCUCUGCCGCUUGAGAAUUUGCAAGCAUGGUCCCGUCUCAACAACGUUCAACUUUUCGACGUUGCACUUGAGCCUCAUAUAACUGCCGACAAUGGCGACGACCACGGCGGUGGGAUGCUGGCCAAAGCUGAUCGGGCCGAAACAGAACCUUUGGUGGCAGUGCCUUUAGAACUCGUACUGUCCAAAGAGCGCGUCGAAGAAGCUGCAAAAGUCGACACAGGCCUAAGACAAUUGGUUGAUGCUGCUCCGACUCUAUUCCAGAAUGACCGCACCGCAGUGCUACUCUUCCUGGUUUAUCAGAUGACGAUAAACAGCCCCGACAACAGUGACCACGCUCCUGGAUUCAACAAUCCUCUCGCAGACUAUGUGAAAUUCUUGCCGAAAGAUAUUCCACUGCCCAUAUUCUACACCGCAGACGAACGAGAGCUGUUGGUAGGCACCUCGCUUGCCGAAGCCCUGGACCAGAAGCUCAUCAGCCUCCAACGCGAGUUUGACAGUCUAAAAGCAGCUACAGAGUCGAUCACCUGGUGCCAGCAAGCCUGGUGGGACGAGAUUACCGGAUGCCUGGACUUUGCAGAUUGGAAGCUUGCAGAUGCAGUCUAUCGAUCUCGUGCGCUUGAAUUGCCGCGCGGAGCAAGCGUGGGAAUGGUACCUGUCGUAGACAUGGCCAAUCACGCCUCUGACGAUCGGUAUAAUGCCCGAUUUGAAGUGGACGAAGAUGCAGGCUCGGUAUUGCUUGUGGUGCGUGACGGCAAAUCUAUCAAACAGGGAGAUGAAGUCACAAUCAUGUACGGAUGUGGAGGGGCCUGCGAGAUGAUUUUUUCGUAUGGGUUCCUGGAAGAGCACGCGAGCAGUGCCAGGGAGAUGUUCCUGGCCUUGUCCAUACCCGCCGACGAUCCACUGAAGAUGGCCAAGAUCCGGGUCGCCCAAACUGCCCCUGGGGUAAGAAUCUACGUCGAUGAGGCAGACCAAGUACAAUGGGACAGUACUUUCGUCUGGUGGGCCUGCAUCAACCAGGAAGACGGGCUAGAUUUUCGGGUGGAGCAAACCGUGGACGGAGAUACGGAGCUCAAGGCUCUAUGGAAGGAGAAUGAGCUUGAUCCAAGUGCAUUGCAGGCUAAGCUUCUCCAAGACGACCUUCGGGAUGUCUUCGUCCUUCGUGCCACUGUCAGGCUCCAGCAAAGGGUUGAGGAGCAAGGGAUGCGCCUAGCGGCAAGUGAAGAUGAUUUUGAUAACGCUCUGCCUGGUAACGCGCAGAUCAGGCCAUACGUCUACGAGACAGUCGGGAGACUUCGGAAGCUCGAAAUGGACUUAUUAACCAGGACUUACGAGACGUUGGAGGAACAGAAGAAUCAGCUCCUGGAAUCUCCAGUCGUCCGUGCAUAUCUGGGACAGGAUCGUAGCGGCACGGAUGUCCCAGAUUCCCCAGACGACUUUUCGUGAAGACUACACUUUUCGUGGCUGCUGCAUGUCGGCAUUUGAAUUGCCAAACAAUUGCUCAUAACUUUUCUUAUGAUUAUCGGAUGACUCCGGAACACCUAUUUCAGGUGGUAUGAUGGAGACGGACUGUGCUAGGCGCAGUACACUGCAUGGGCUGAUGUCAACGAACAGGGCAAAGCUUAUCCUGUCUUUCAUGCACUGAUUGGUUUCAGUAGUCCUUUUGACCCGCCAGUCUUUCCACGAUCUGUCUCUGGGGUACGGA
Messenger RNA from Exophiala viscosa, 1972 nucleotides. RefSeq lists its product as uncharacterized. The transcript is spliced from 3 exons. The record is from RefSeq and is a predicted model, not a curated record. The coding region runs from base 259 to 1713 and encodes 484 amino acids. NCBI's taxonomy places the organism in Eukaryota, Fungi, Ascomycota, Eurotiomycetes, Chaetothyriales, Herpotrichiellaceae. Gene Ontology annotation, biological process: peptidyl-lysine monomethylation. Gene Ontology annotation, molecular function: protein binding; protein-lysine N-methyltransferase activity.